CGCGCUCCAAUUCAAACUUCAGGAAACGAAAGUGUCGUUUUAAAACGGUCUCGCCACAAAACAGACGAUAUUUAGUGGAUAAUUUCCGACUCCGUGUUCUCUUUAGCACUGCACUUAGUAACAACAGAAGCAGCCAUGACAUCUAAAAGUGCCAAAGAGACCAUAGUUGCCAAGUUGGGUUUCAAAUCCAGCAGCUCUGGCUCCAAGGCUGAGGCAGAGCUGGAAAAAGUCAAGAAAGAAAAUGUUCACCUGAGAAAAAAGAUUGAUGACCUGGCCAAACGGCACAUCAAACCGCCUGAUGCGGACAAAAGCAAGCUGCUGGAGAGGAUUCUUUCCCUUGAGACCUUGAGAGAGAGGAACAACCAGCAGUUGCUGGUGAAAGAGCAGGAGCUGGAAACUCUGAGACAGCAGCUGUCAGCUAAAGGAGGAGAGGUGGUGGCGUCGCUGCAAGCCCAGCUGGAGCAGCGGAGGAAAGAAGCAGAGCAGAGAGACACGUUGUUCCAGAGUUUGUCACAGGAGACGGAGAAUCUGAAAAACAAGCUGGUCACUGUUUCUGCCCGAUGUCAGACUCUGGAAACUCAGGUGGCGAAUGAACAGGCACCUGCUGCAGACCUCGUAAUGAUACAAGAUCAACUGAAAGAUGCUCUGGAGAAGAACCAGCAGUGGCUGGUGUACGACCAGCAGAGAGAGGCCUAUGUGCAGUCUGUCCUGGCCCGUACUUUAGAGCUGGAGCAGCAGCUGGCUCAGGCAAAGCAGCAACAAACCAAACAAGAGGCCAGUCCAGAGGCUCCUGCCAACUUGGCAGAUCCAGAAAAGGAAUCUCAGCUGAAAAGCCAAAAUGACCACUUGGUGUCUGGGAUGCAGAAAGACCUGGAGAGCCAAAAAGAGCAGGUUACCAGAGCCAGACAGGAGCUUGGUGUCCAUCGGGAGCAGGCCUUGAAAGCUCAGGCUGAGCUGCACUCUCAGCGGGAGCAGGUCACCAGGGUUCAGGAGGAGAUGUUGGCACUGCAGAGGAAGUAUGACGACAAGUGCAGCGAGCUGUCGUCCUUACUGAGGAAGUACAAAGACAAGUGCAAAGAGCUGGAGGAGGCCAAGAUGGAUCUUCAGGCAGAGCGACUUAGCAACAGACAUGCAGUCUGUGAGGAGAGAAAGGUGUCGUCUGAGCGUGCAGACAGAAUGAGGGUGGAACUGGAGAAUAUGGAUAUCAGAUUGGAGGAGGAGAAGAAGAGAUCUGCUGAGCUUCUGUUGCAGGUAAAUAUGCUGCAGAAGUCCGUCCUGAGCCAGAAGGAAGAGCAGAGAAGAAUCGCAGCACUGGAGCAACAGAUCCAACUCUCUGCCAAGGACUUUGAGAAUGAAAAAAUUGAUCGUCAGAGCAUGCAGCACCAGUUACAUAAGGUGCUGAAGGAACUUCGCAAGGCCCGUGAUCAGAUUGCAAAGCUGGAAUCUGCUAAGCAGCCAAAUGCUCGCUUUUCAGAGCCCAGCUCGUAUAAUAGCCUCGAGUUUGAGCGUCUCACUAUUGAAAACCCUCUUGGCCCUACAUCCCCAUCUAAAGUCACCAACCUCCUGGACGAGAGUUUCCUGGAGUGCCCAAAGUGUCGGGCCCCUUAUCCCACCAGUCGUCACAGGGAGCUGCUGACUCACAUCGAUUACUGCUUUGCGUAAGCUAACACAUCAGCAUAGAUGAGUGAUUUUCAGUGUGCAUGUCCGGACCUCCGCUUACUCAAAGGGGUAAAAACAAACACAAGAUCACUCUACAAGAUUUCUGAUUCAUUCAGGAAAUUUGUGUUUUUGAAUCUAGGUAAAAUAAAACAAUGAACAGGCAGUUUUAGACACUGACUCUACAAACAUAGCACUGAUAACAGAGUAUAAGAUAUUUCUUGAAGUCACUGGAGACCACUUGCAUUCAAUCCUGUUCUUUUAUCGCAAAGUUAGAAAUACCGCCUUCCUUAAUGAUCAUUUAACAUAAAUGUAUAAAAUAUUCAUUUAUGUAAGAAAUCAUGGGACAUAUUGUGCAUUAUUUUCCAAGAAUGAU
This is a messenger RNA of Pundamilia nyererei, 2032 nucleotides long. RefSeq names its product centrosomal protein 55 like (gene cep55l). The record is from RefSeq and is a predicted model, not a curated record. Gene Ontology annotation, biological process: establishment of protein localization; mitotic cytokinesis; regulation of phosphatidylinositol 3-kinase/protein kinase B signal transduction. The transcript is spliced from 12 exons. Bases 136 to 1662 code for a protein of 508 amino acids. Gene Ontology annotation, cellular component: midbody. NCBI's taxonomy places the organism in Eukaryota, Metazoa, Chordata, Actinopteri, Cichliformes, Cichlidae.